AUGGUGACGCAGACGUUCUGCAACUUGGCGGCCCGCAACAGCAACAUCAGUCGCGAUGUGGCCGAUCUGACCGUCCAUUACUGCCGUGACGCCCUGGCCAACCUGGAAGAAGUCAGCCAUGGAAACGAGGAACGGCGGCGCCAAGCUGAAACGGCGGCCAGGUUUCGCGAGCAGGUGGACACGAGACUCUCCAACUUGUGGGAGAGUAUCGAAAGGGUGAGUGAUCAGGUUCGCCAGUCGGGAGGGGGGAUGGCGGAGGGCACGUUAAAGGGGGUGGAAGAGAGGUUGAGAGAGGUUCUGAGAGAAGACUCUGAGCGGCGGAACAGGGAUAGACUGCAGGACGAGGAGCGGAGGCAGAAGGCCACGAGGAAGGAAGCAGACGCCGCAGAGAGACGGAAGAAGGAACAACAACAGGAGGAAGAGCGUCGGCAGAAGGAGAUGAGAGAGGGAAUGAAGGAGAUGAAGGAGGCGAUGAUGGAGAUGAAGGCAGAAAUGAAGGAGAUGAAGGAUGGGAUGCGGCGGCAAAAGGAGGAGCAGGGUAGGAAGGCAACGGAGGGAGAUCGGCGACAGAAGGAGGAUGCGCAGAGGAAGGAGGCUGAGGAGGACGAUCGGGAGGAAAGGGAGAAACAACAGGAGAAGGAGCACCAGCAAAAUGAGGAGGCGCAGAGGAAGGAGGCAGAGGAAGCAGAGCGGGUGGAGAGGGAAAAACAGCAGGAGAUGGCGCGCCUGCAGAAGGAGGAGGCGCAGCAGAAAGAUGCAGAGGAGGCCGAGAGGCAGGAGAGGGAGAAACAGCAUGAGAUGGCGCGCUUGCAGAAGGAGGAGAGGCAGAGGAAGGAGGCAGAGGAGGUAGAGCGGCAGCAGAGGGCGAAACAGCACGAAUUGGACCGCCUGCAGAAGGAGGAGGCGCAGAAGAAGGAGGCAGAGGAGGCCGAGCGGCAGCAGCGGGCGAAACAGCAGGAGAUGGAGCGCCUGCAGAAGGAGGAGGCGCAGAAGAAGGAGGCAGAGGAGGCCGAGCGGCGGCAGAGGGCGAAACAGCAGGAGAUGGAGCGCCUGCAGAAGGCGGAGCAGUGCCGAGCAAAGAAGAGGGCCAGACUUGCAUCCUACGCGGAACAGCAGCGGCAACUGGAGGCAAAGGCAAAGGCGAUGGCUGAAGAGACGGAACGAUUGGCAAGGGAGAUGGAAGAGGAGGAUUUGACCAUGCAGGGGGAGGGGACCUGGAAGGGAGUCGAGGAGGAAAUAGCUGAGGGCCUGGGGAGUUUGCUGUUGAUUGAGAGCGGGGAGGCGAAUGUAGCAGAGGGCGUGGCUAUUGUUCCCGGACAGAACGUAGAGGUGUCCAGGAGGCGGCCUAGACAGGAGGACAGGGAGCCGGAGGGUCAUGCAGCUAAGAGACGGCGUGCAGCUGGUAUACAGGAGUUGAUACCGAUAAUCCCAGGGGAAAAGAAAGGGAUGAAGAUCGACAAGUGUGACAACAGGAAAAACGCCGUAGUGGACGACAAGGGUAAGACUUUGGGUGUCUGCCUGCCGUUCAGGGGAAGCGGGUUCUCUCAACGGGGCGAGGGAGCAUUGCAGAAGUGGACGUCUGAGCAGACCGUCGGCGACCGGAAGCGGAACCUCGGCUCUCACAAAACGGUGUGGGAGAGGGCAUACACGGUCGCAGUCUGCUGGAAAUUCUCACUCGUUCAAACCAACACGGCUCUUCGGCAGCAGCAGGGGGAUGGCUUUCAGGUAGCUGCCUGCGCUGGUGUCGGAAUAACUGCGUGGCAGAAGAUGGUGGGAGGCGUGGAGGGUGAAAACGGCUAUUCGACGGAAGAACACGCAGUCGGACUUGCCGCCACAUUGUCUGUAAUGUGGGCCGCAUCCACGAAUGUGGACCAGACCCAGUGGGAGACGAGCGCAACAUCAGCUGCACGUGGAACUUCUACGGCCAUAGCAUCUUCUGCUGCCAGAUCGUCCACUGCUGCCACCGCCUCGUCGGCUGCCUCGUCAUCUUCUGCGGCCGAUGUGACCUCUGCCGUCCUCGAUGCCCUUGCGACGCUUGCAGCCUCAGUUGCUUGCGCUGCGGUUGAGGCGAUGAGGUCGGUCAAGGAUCAGGAGCAUGACAAGGAAGCGUGGAUUCUGCCCCUGUCGGAUGCGCUGCUGAAAGCGCUUUCGGCAGAGUCGCGAGCGGCCGGGGAUACAAAGCGGAUGACAAGGGUGGUGGCAAAGGUGGUGACCUCUUGGUGCCUAUGCAGCAUGGCAUCAAGAGGCCUUCGUCAGCACCAGGGCGUCUGCCUCGGAGUCUUGCAGAAGAAGUUGGGCGGCCAGGAUACCACAACACGAGCAGAUAAGGAGAAGAAAACCAAGAAAUCGUCCGCGAAGGGGAACGCGACGAAGGAUGCGUAG
Messenger RNA from Closterium sp. NIES-65, 2382 nucleotides. The record is from the annotation of a GenBank genome assembly. NCBI's taxonomy places the organism in Eukaryota, Viridiplantae, Streptophyta, Zygnematophyceae, Desmidiales, Closteriaceae.